This is a messenger RNA of Sorghum bicolor (sorghum), 1841 nucleotides long. RefSeq lists its product as uncharacterized. The coding region runs from base 267 to 839 and encodes 190 amino acids. Lineage: Eukaryota; Viridiplantae; Streptophyta; Magnoliopsida; Poales; Poaceae. The transcript is spliced from 5 exons. The record is from RefSeq and is a predicted model, not a curated record.
AGGCCAAGCCAAACGGCAAUUCCCACCGCUGCAAGAGUCAUUGCCAGUCCAGACAAAGGCGCGCCUCCUUUUGUCAAUCUGAGAGAUGGCCCAGGCUGAUAGGCAGCAGGCGAUGCUCAGGUGAAUGGGGAUGGCUGACAGGGUGGAUCCGGUUAGAGUGACCCUCCCUGCAUUUGUUAGCAUCCCCGCCUUCCAGGUCGGGAUUCUUGCAGCGACCGCAUCGAUCAAAGGUUGCUCAUCAGCACGGCACAGACGUCACCGAGACGAUGACCAAGCUUGGAGUGAGACCCUCGCGGCCGCCACCCAAGCGGUGGUUCCCGGGCCUCGCUGGGUGGUUCCGGCGCCUCGCGCGGCUGUGGCGCCUAUUCUUGGCUCUAAUAACUCGACGAGAAUUGCCCGGCUGCUCUGAGGAUCGUAAGCUUGUCAAGGAUUGUCUCGACCACUACAACCGUCAGCAUCCGGGCAAUGAGUAUGAGCCUGUUUUUGGCAUCGUGACCCACAAUCCCCAUAUGCACAAUGGCAUUUGCUGGAUCCAUGGGAACUUUGUGGCUCGGAAGAAGGGCUCUGGUGUCUUCUCGUUCCUUACUGCUCCACGGGCUGUCUUCUUCUUCGAGCUUGCUUACAUGCAUGGUUUCAAAGGAGUUGUCACAUGCACCACCGUAGAGGAACCAGCCUACAGUGUCUUGGGUUACCCUCUUUGGCGGGCUACACGUACUAGUGGCAUAGAUAUUGCUUGCAUUCCUAUGUUUUCUUGUAGUGGAUUCCUUCUGCAAGACAUGCUACUGUCGAUUUGGUAUUCCACGUCCUGGCGUACAGAAGAUAUCUGCUUGUGGACAUAACAAUGUGGCGGAAGUCUGUGAAAUGUGCUAUUGUCGCUCCCAUACGCUGCAUCCGGACCCUGGACAAUUUGCGUUUGGCUAUCACCAUCCUUACCACCCCUACCCUAAGCACUAAUAUUACUGAUCGCAGUGGGGCUGUUUGUUUUGAAAUUAUUGUUAACUGUUACAGGCAUGGACUUGGUCUUACUCUCAACCAUCUCCAUCCGUCCAUGUUGGUCUUUUCUUUUUCUUUUCUAGCCUGAAACUUUGUCUAGAAGCUUUAAAUUUUUGUCUAGAAGCCAGAUUUUCUUUUUAUCUGAUCUUCACCACUGGUAACCAGAGUUUUCCGUACUUUGUCUUGUCUAUUUGUUUUGACUUCUGAAUGAGGCCAAUUCUAUCUCUUUUUUUUUCUUUUUCUUUUACACAAGAUGAGGCCAAUUCUGCACUUCUGAACAGCAGUUUCACAUGUGUUGAAAAAGAUCUCCGCCAAUUGUUUCUGAAAAGCAUCUGUUUUUGAAAAAUCUCCUGCCAAUUAUUCGCGUGCAAGAGAACUAAAGGGAAAGCAUUAUAUACUUGUAUACGUGACAAAGAAACAAAUUUUAAAAUAAAAGAAAUGUAUGGUGAAAAUUUGACAGCUGACCUAGAACAACUAACAACAGGUGUCCAACUUGCUAGCAAAAGUCUUUUGGCUUUGCACGUACCACGAGCAUAUAUUAUAUUACAUCCAAAGACUAUGCUUCCUUUGGUGAGCCUUAGGACAUCAUUCUACCCUAAUGAUGUGAAUUAGGCCAACAUUAUUCUGUUAAAAGUUGCAUCUCAUCAUGAGAUGGCAUGGGAUCACAUUACCAGGCCGAACCUUCAGCUUGAUAUGGCAUCUGCAGCUUCAGUGUAACAACCAAUCAUUGACCAGCUUUCUAUCUGCAUACUCCAUUUGGAGUAUCCACAAGCUUUUUACAGAUGAUAAAGCCCAGCACCACAAGAGAGCCUGCAUCAUUACAAGAUCAUCUCCCAAAGAUUUCAACU